Molecule: messenger RNA, 614 nt
Organism: Umbelopsis ramanniana AG
Lineage: Eukaryota; Fungi; Mucoromycota; Umbelopsidomycetes; Umbelopsidales; Umbelopsidaceae
Exons: 3
Coding region: 25-525 (166 amino acids)
Source: RefSeq, a predicted model, not a curated record
CUUCCCUUCCUUCUCUUUCCAACCAUGAAUGCCGAAUAUCUUUUAAACAAUGCAACGGCCAACCUCCAUAACAACUACUUCCAGUCCAAUAUCUCCACAAAGAACAAGCGAAAGUUGGAUGAUUAUGAUGCGGAGUUGUCAUCACCUAAACGAUUUACAGACUUGACAUCCAAUGCAGAGUAUCAGCAGCAGUUACCUUUCCCGCCUGUUUCACCAUUUGACGCUCAACAUCGUCGUAGUAACUUUUAUCCACAAGACUCUGUUGCAUCUGCUAUGCCUGCCAUAACCUACGCUUCACCCGACUAUCGGCCACCACCACCCCCCUCGGUCUCUACACAAGCCGCCCACUUGGGUUUGAAUCUGCAACAACAGCAACCCACUAUGGUGCAGGACACCGACAUGGGAGAUUCCUCUGGCUCUGAUGAGGAAUUUGGCAAUUUGCCGACUCCAGCCGAAUAUGUUGGCGACAGUUUGGAAAGAGGGUGGAGCCAAAUACUGUAUGGUCAGGAUCAAGAUAGCUGGUGAAAAAGAAACCCGAUCUACACCUGUCUCCCUUGUCCCCCCUUCGCAAGAUUAUAAAAAAAAAUUACAGUACUCAUGAUUAAAGGUUUCCA